Paramuricea clavata is the source of this 5679-nucleotide messenger RNA. The record is from the annotation of a GenBank genome assembly. Lineage: Eukaryota; Metazoa; Cnidaria; Anthozoa; Malacalcyonacea; Plexauridae.
CGACUCGACAAUUAAGAUCACGUCAUUUCGUCAUUUCGACCAGUCCCAUGCUUAAACAACUGUAGGGAGCCACCUUAAAAGUCUUCAACCCAUUUUCGGUUGCACUUUUUAUCUUGACGGUGAUUGGCUUAAUUCUGCACGUUUACUUCCUUAUUUGGUAAACAAAUUAAAAAUACUGCAUUAUGAUUGGUUCCUUUAUAUUGUACGUUGUUUUCUUGCAAAAAAAGUUUCCCGCCUUUUUUAUAUACCUUUGGUUCAUGGCCAUAACUACUCUGUGUCUUAGCUCUACUUUGUCCUCGCACAAGGAAAACUCAAGUUUCGGCAAUGUUUUGUCCAGCAGGACCUUCGCGUAGAUAUUCUGACAACGAGACGCAGGAAAAUAACGAGUAAGUUGAACCUAAUAUUUCCUACUUUUCCUUUGCGUAUUUUUCGCUCAGAGGAGUCAGGAGUGAUUUCUUAUAUGUUUUUUAGUUCAUUCACAUCGGCCCCGGGCUCGCCAACCAUACAUACGAACCUUCGUGGCCAAAUAAACAGACAGCCUUUCGCUGCAGGUAAUUUUCAAAGUUUAGCAAUUAGAAUUUAUUAUUUUAAAAGUUGAACGUAACAAUUAAAAUUUAAUUUAAAGUUUAUAUCUACUUUUUAGGUCCGUCCCCAGAAGUUAAAUAUUUAAAAUUUAAUUAUAUCUUUUUGUCACCGGCUCCCGUGUAAAAAACGUCCGCCCACCCCAGCCAAGUUUUUCUGUUUAAAAUUAAUUGUAUUAAAUUAUUAAAUAAAAAUGGCGCUUAAUGGCCGUGGUGGCAGGAUGGAAAACAGGAAAAGUUGUCUUGUCGUUCAAUGCCGUAUUCGUUCAAUGUCGUAUUCCGGGGAUAUAUGUGGAGCAUAGCUAUUGAUUGGUAGUUUAAUAACAGCUUCCACCUUUCCGGCUUCUUUAUGAUGCCGAGCUGCAUACUUUUCAAAAGGAAAAAUGUUUUGAGGCCACGACAAAUCGACAAUAUGGUAAGAUGAUUUCCACUCCGUUCAGCUCAUAACAAAGGGACCCCCAGAUAUAAACAUUGCUCAAAUUUUGCAUCUUUCGAACCUUUUUGAAUUGAAACGUAGAGUUUAUAUUCAUUUACAAGCAUAGCGAACCAGAAAAGUGUUAUAUAUUCAGUCAGUAUUAUUUUACAAAUAAAGCAGUUCAAACCAGUGAACUCUAAUAAUAACUGGAAGGCUGAGUCAGGGGGGGAAGUUGAAGCCGUGCUUGAAGCUUUUUUUGUGGGUACACCCAGUCCUUUUUACAUUUUUUUUUCAAAAUAUGCACAUUUUUCGAUCAGAAAAAUCUUGCCCCAAAAUAUUAGUUAUACUACCAAAUUUAAUUUAUAUCAGUAGUAUUAUAAAUGAAUUUAAUAUUCACAAAGCAAAAAAAUCACGUAUUAGCAAAAAAAUACGAAAAAACAUGACCAUAAGCAUGAACGGUUAGAAAAACCGCGCGUUUUAGGCUGCUUUUUCUGAGUUUUUGGAAGUUUAAGAUAAAACUAAGACGUCAUACCUCAGGAAUUAUUUAAACCCAUGCAAAAUACAUCUGUAUGCGAAGUUUCAAGAAGAUUGAACGUUUUAAGGUCGAAAAAAAAGCAUUUGAAAAUUGACAAAAAUAUUGCCAUAUUCAAAGUGCUCAUAGUGGCCAACAAGAUGCCGAUGACGAAAAUAACAUCACUUGAAAAACGCCAAUUUAUUUAUGUUUAAGAGCGACUAAAACAAGGACUAAAAGCUCAGGAUCAACAACAAUACCUGGGGUUUAGUACAACAUAAGUUUUGGGACUGUCAAAAUGUUUUAUAGUAUAUAUUUUUGAGUUGAACGGCGAGAUUUCCUUCGGCACGUCCAAACUUUCGUCAUUUUUUCAAAAUACAAAAGCAAAAUUCCUUACUUUUUGCUGCAGAGAGAUGUAAAACAGUCGGAACUAAUCGGAAGCUUGGUUUAAAUCUCAAUCAUUGUUGUAUUCCCAUGGGAAAAGUGUUUUUCUUGCAAAUUUUUGCUCGAAAACAAACUUUUGACAGAAUUUUUUUCACUCCUCGAAACUCUCCUUAGUCCUUUUGAAAGCUGAUUUUCCCGCGCGCCGGCUUCAACGAAUCAUAGACUUUCAUCAUAGGAGUUAGCCUUCCAGUUAUUAUUAGAGUUCACUGGUUCAAACGUAAACAAAGUUCGCGCAUGCGCACAGGAGUGGACAUCAUCUUUAAAGAUUGUGAACGAUAUUUUUAAGUCCUUAUUCAUUGCAUUUCGUUUCACCUUUAAUAGAAGUAACCGAGCAGUUGAAGUUGUUAACUAACGAUGUUAAAGACGUCAAACGAACGCUGCAAGUUAUAACUGAGGCACAGGAAGAAAUUUUGGGAAUUGUAAAGAAAUUAAAGCAUAGCCAAGAAUCACAGCAAUUUGAUUGUGCAAAAUGCUGUCAUACUGUAAGUAGCAUAUGCCAAUUAGUAAUAUUGCUAAUGUUGUACAUAUUAACCACAGGUCACUACUCUAUCAAAACGAUAGGAUGUGUCUAUCCUAUCUGUCAAAAGCGUACUCAUUUUAAAGACCCCCCCCCACCCUAUUAACCCAUUAAGCGCCAGCGCUCUUCCCUUGACAAGUAAAAUCGUCUGGCGUUGGACAGGGUAAAAUACUACAGUAGGCUGCAUCGCGGUACAUCGCCACUCAAUGGGUUAACUAGACACAUGGGCAGAUAGGCCAGUUAACCCAUUAAGUGCCAUCUGGCACUCUUCCCUUGACGAGUAACAUCGUCUGGCGUUGGACAGAGUAAAAUACUAAAGUAGGCUGCAUCGGGGUGCAUCGCCACUCAAUGGGUUAAGGACAAUAAUUGCCACUUUACUGCUGAAGAAUUUUGUUGUGCAAGAGAUACCCCGAAGAAUUCCUGUUAAUAGCAUUAGCCUUUUUUCCAUUCAUUACGCUGUUCAAUGAAAUCAACUUGCAUGCUGGCUGCACAUCAUAAAUACUCUCAACCAUUUUAUAUUUUAUAAAUAUGAUGUAAACAGCCGCAACGUUUUUGCAAGUUGAUUUGGAGUGAUUACAAAAGAGUCCUCACUCUCUGAAGAAAUUGUUGUUCACCCUUGAAGUUGAACAUUUUUAAAUAUCUUACAUAGGAAAACAUCAACCAACUUCUUGGAAAAUUCUAUGCCACAAAGGGUCGAUAUGGGGUUGAAUGUCCAGAUAAAGAGGUUGGUCCUGAAAGCUGCCACCAUCCCUUGUUGUGUAAAUCCUGAAAAACUACAGGUUUUUCUCUAUUAGCAUUGCAUGUAAUAUUUAUCAUACACAAGAGGCUGUUUAGUAUUUGAUUCCAAAAUGCAUUUCUCAGGUUUGUUUAUGGUUACUUAUUAGCUCUAAACAAGGUCUCCAAAGUUGAUUUCUUUUGUAUUCUUUGGUGGCGCAGUCGUCAGAGCAAGCGCCUGUCACAUCUAAAUUCUAAAAACUUGGGUUCAAUUCUCGCUACGGACUAAUGUGUGGACUUAUGUGAAAAGAGUCAAUGCUCUGCUGAAAGUUAUGGGUUUUCAGUCUGGUCACUCUGCUUUCCUCCCACAGGGAAAGUUGACAGGGUGGGUUAAUUAGGAAGAACAUAGUUAGGAAAGUAAUAUCUCAGUUGUUGUAAAGAUAAAUAGUCUAGGCAAUGUAGGUAGACUGUAUAAGUAAUCAUGAUAACACUUGAUGUAAUUGGUUUCUGAAAAGCCCCGAUGGGGAGUGAGCUGAAUAAUGUAUAGUAUAAUAAUUUAGGUUAGUGAGUUUAGAAUGGUAAUUACAUCUUUGACACUUUGUUUAAAUUCUGGUGUUAAUUCAUUAUAGAGAGCUUUGAAGCUGGAAUUUUCAAAUUCCCCGACUGGCAUGACCUGCCAAGAACUGAUGAUCAGGUUCAGAAAGUAUGAAAAUGCCAAAUUUUCAUACUGGAGAAGUGAGGAAAGGCGACGGGUAGUUAUAAUUGAACAUUGACUUCCUUUGGAACAAAUUUUACACUAAUUAUAAUAAUUUGUAAGCUGUCAUUCAUUGCCUAGUACUGUAUUGUUUGAUUUCCUCAUGUAGCUUCUUGGUAUUGCUGGGAAUGAUUGGCUUUUGGGUGCACCCACAGAUACUCUCACAGAUAAGAUUAUUCAUCUCAUUGGGCACAAGCACACUGGGUGCAACAAACCACAGUUACUUAAGGAGAUUAUUGUUGCAGUAAGUAAUACCCAAAUGUAGCUUUUGGUGUGCAUGGAGUAGAUUUAAGGCCAUCACAGCCCAACGCUAUCUUUAAUUACCCUGGCCAUUAAUGUGUAGAUACAGUGCAUGCCGUCCUGAUCAGUAUUGUAGCACCCUUUGUGGACUAAGUUGCAUGUAGUCUUCAUGUACACACAAAAGCGUGACAGUAUACACUUAAAAACCUGACAACUUGUCAACAAGAUGUGUUCACAACAGGCUUGUAUAUAGCAAGCUUGUCAAUUAACAAGUUGUAACAAUGCUGUUAUUUUAUCAAGUUGCUUGUCACUCACAAUUUGUUGACUCACAAUUUGUUGACAAAUUGUUGAAUUGCAGGAAGAUUCCAGUUUUUAGAACAACUUGUAACAAGUCUGUUGAGUUCAACAACCUUGUAGCAAGUUGUCAACAAGCCAUUGACAACUUGUCAACAAGCUGGGAACAAGCAGUGCGAACACAUCUGUUGAUGGAACAGCAUUAAUUCCUACAAUUAGUCUGCUGCAAGUUUGUUACAACUUGUGCGUUUUUACGUGCAUGUGUCGUCUUCAUAUGUGCACGCAAAAUUUGCGUAUCUUUGUGCAGUAAAUUUCAUAACUACGUCUACUGUACACAAAGCUUCGUGUAGUUUGACUACACGCAAAAGUCGGCAAGUUGACUGCACGCAAACUUCGUGUAGUUUGACUACAGAAAGCGUCUAUAGCACUUUGAGUGUAGUGCAUGGAGUUUGCAUGUAAUCUACGUUGCGUGUACACGAAGACUACACGCAAUUUAGUCCACCAAGAGUGUUAUAAUACUUCAGGACGGCACUCUAGGAGGCUUAUAAGUAUAAUGAUGUGAUUUUAUCUCUGGGAAUAAUAGCAUCAUUCUGCAAUAAGGAAUGAUGGAAGAACAUAAUGCAACCUCUAGGUCCCUAUACAUUCAAUGGUAUCUGAUUGUUCAGAAUAGGGUGCUUACUAUUAACUCAAGAUUUUGUUUUCUACAGCGAAAAUAUAUCAGAGAAAUUACAGUGGAGAGAGCCCGAAAGCUUAAGGGCUUCUGGAGUUCAUUUUACUCGUGGAAGACAAAUAAAUGGCCAAACGGCAUUUCUCAGGAAGACUGGAAUGUCCUUCAUCACGAAGAUAAAAUUAGCUAUCAAGAAGAGUAGUAACAUUCUUAACUUAUAUAAUACCAUUCCAUUUCUCGACAUUUGUUAAGAAGUCCCUGACUGUUUUUCUACAUCUAAAGCCCGAAUGAAAGGGCACGAGUUUCGGCAGUAGGCGAUCUUGGUUUGCUAUUCUAAUGCUUUGGAACACUCAUCAAACCCCUUUGUUAACGUAGCUACUUGAAAUGUCCCAUGAUGUGACUAUUUGUGACUAUACCAUGCAAGUGCCAACUCUCAUCAACUUUCAUUAUUGUUUGACCAGGGCUUAAUUGAAAAGGCGCCCUUGAAAAUUAUACAAAAUCUGUUAAAAGUGAAACUUUGAAAAGUGCUUGAAAAUCACACA